AAUGCCAUCAAAGUCAAAAAAAUUAACGCGGUAAAAUUAGAUUUUAUAAUGGUCACAUAGUCACAUUUGACUUGAGUUUUUGACCCAUAUACUUAUCAUACUUAUGUAUAUACUAUAUUAUUUAUCUAUGUUUUUGACCAGUGCUUGGUACUUUGUUGAUCUGAGCAUCGUUUCUUCGUUUGGCAUACCCACUGAUACCACGGUUUUUUUUUCUAUUAACCAUCUAUUAACAUAGACCCCAAUUUGUUUUGUCUGGGCUUAUUUUGCUACCUAUUGACCUGUGCCUGGUGGUCUGCUGAGUAUCGUCGUUAUUUCGUUUUGCAUAUUACUGAUACCAUAAUUAGGAAGUUUUUUUUUUAUUAACCAUGUAUUAACAUAGACCCCAAUUUGUUUUAUCUGGAAUUUUAAAAUGAAAGACAGCUACUAUCCUCUGGCAAUUUAUAAGCCACCGAGGAGCCAGUGGAAGUAUGACAAAUUGUCUAAAUUUAUCAAAACAAAAGUAAACGCUAAGUUAUAUGUCUUUAUUAUUUUGAGGAUCAUUACUGAACGAUACAGAAAAAUGUUAGCCAAAUCCUGUGACGCAGAAAAAAGUAUCAUUGAAUUAUUGGAUUGGAUAAUUCCUCAGAAUUAUUUUGGAAGUACGCAGAAUAGGAAAAGGUUUUAUUCCAUAGUCAAUAAGUUAACAAGUCAAAGUCGGGGAGAAUGCGUCUUUAAAUCCAGCUUGAUAGAAGGAUAUGACCUAGGAUGUAUAGACUGGCUCCAGGAAUUUUCCAAAGAGAAGAAGAUACAAAUGUCCCGACUUCUCGAGUACAACAUUUAUCUUUUAGAUAAUAUUGUAAAACCUUUAAUACGGCAUUUUUAUGUUUGUAUUAGGUUAUUGAAAACAUACGAGAUAAAAUUCAUUCCCAGACAGGAAUGGAAUAAGUUUCAGGUUGGCGUAUUUGGGAUAUUAAGAACAGAGAGGUACUUAGUGGGCGGAGAUUUUCAAAAUUCGAGAGGCAGAUUAAUGCUGUUUCCCAAGGGAGAUACUGCAAGUCUCAACUAUAGACCAAUCAUGUACGCCAACGCAAUUACCAAAGAAACCAAAAAGAAAUUCAGACUCCUAUCACGAAAAAUACGUGAUUUAGCCAAAUCAUUUAGUACAGCUUCAUCUUGCAACGUGUUUUCGUUUUGGGAAUCCACUGCGGAUACGUACCAUAACAAAUACUUGUAUGGCAUUAAAAUGGACUUGGAAGAUGCUUACGGUAACGUCGAUACCCAACUGUUGUGCCAAACAAUCGGAGCGAGCAACUUCCCAGACUCAGAAAAAAAGUUUUUGAUUCACCACAUGGAAAAUCAGAACGUUACUUACUCCAAAAAAAUCUUUCAGUGGACUCACGGUCUCCUUCAAGGGGAUCAUCUUUCUGCCGCUCUGUGUAGCCUUUACCUCAGCAUUUUAGAGCAAAAACAUUUACAGUCAUUUAUGACAAGUGAUUUUAGACUACAUCGCAUUGCUGAUGAUUAUUUAUUUUGUUCUCCGAUCCGCGAAACAGCUGAAUUAUUUGAAUUUACGUUUAAACAAUAUUUUCCAGUGAAUGAGUCUAAAAUACAAAGAGCGUUAGAGGAAGAUAGUUGCGAAAUUGUACAUUUUGGACAAGUUUUAAACUUUGAAACGAAAGAAAUGCGCAAAUGUUUUAGUCAAAAUAAAUGUUUGACACAUCAAUUCAAAUUUUGGAGUUUAAAAACAUUCAAGAACCGUAAGCAAAUUAUAGAAGCUAGUGUAAAUUUUCGACUGACUAAUCAUUAUUUUAAACAUUUCAAAUUACAGAUUAAAUAUGAUUUACAGAAUUCUUUAAUAGAAUAUUUUAAAGGUAUGGUUUAUGUGGCAUACAAGUUUGACGUGGCUGUGACAGUUGUUUCUAAAUUUAAAAAAUCAUCAAACGAGAUGCCGUAUUUAGUAGGCAUAAUCAAAAACACUAUCACAGUUCAUGCAAGAAAAGUUUGUAGAUAUUCAAAUAAUAAAAGGGUUACUUUUCAGUUACUGCGUAUGAUCGCCAUUAAAGCUUUUUUGAUCGUUUUAAAAAAGAAUAAACGUUUUUAUACGUCUACAAUUGAUGGUUUAACUAAAAAACGUGUAAUUUAUUUGCAUCUGCCAGAUGAAUGUAAAAAAAUAGCGCCUAUUUUCAAUAAGUUACCGGAAGAGUUUCGAGGCAUAAAAAUGAAAAGAGUACCAAAAAUAUAAGAGCAGGUUUUAUUUAAGUAAGGACGCCAAACAAGGUCACUUGAGGUGUACAAGGUUUUUCAAUGUGCUUCCAGUAAGUUGCUCCAUCGUUUUCGUGGUCUUCCCACUGAUCAUCUUCCUAUUGGGGAACUGUUUCUCGCGAUCUUUACUAUCCUAUUUGUUGUCAUUCUGCUUCGUUCGGCUAUGAUCUUUCCAUUCUACUCUUCUAUUUCUUAACCAGUCCUUAACUUUCUCUACCUUGCAUCUCCGUCGUACAUCUGUACUUAUAGAUCUUUCCCAUAGUUUCUUACUACAGUCGAACCCGCUUAUUAGAGUACCGGUUAUAGGAAUAGCCCGGUUUAUGGAAUAUAAAUUCGAGGUCCCGAAACGUUUCCAUUUACCCUUUAAUAAAUUUAUCCGUUUAUUGGAAUAUGGUUUAGUAACCUAAUACCGCUUUUUAGAAUAAUUUUUUCAGGUCAACAAAUAAAUUUUUACGUACAAUUUCCUAAAAAUUUUAACUUUGCCUGAUAUAAUGGUUUGUCGGUAAGAGCUUCGAAAGCCUGCUGUUUUGUAUAUUAUUACGGUUUGUCAGGUACCUAAUAAACACUUUAUUACUGUGUUAUGAGUAAACGCUCCUUUCUCACAGAAAAUUCAAUCCUAUGCCGACAAGGUCAUAAAAUAAUUUCAUUUGUCUACAAAUUUCUAUAGGUACAUUGACACACACUUGGCUGUUUUUAGAAACAGCAUUUUUCUAUAAGAUUAUUCAUUACCAAUAGUUAAUCGUUUGUUCGGAAGUCUUUUCUAAAACCCAACUCCAAUUUAUUGUCUAAUCGUUUCGUAAUUAUUUUUGUAAGUAGGUAGAUUAUAAAUUUUUAUUGACAUAAAAAGAGCUAAAACCAUAUGCAUAUACAUAUUGACAUAGUAUGUUGACAUAGUAUGUACUAUUAUAACGUAUAUUCGGUACACUUAUUUCAGCUAGCCACCAAUGAUCGGUUAUUAGAAUAUCCCGCUUAUAAGAAUAUUUUUGCUUGGCACGAAGGCUAUUCUAAUAAGCGAGUUCGACUGUAUCAAUUUUUCUAAGGGUUUUUAUCUCUGCUGUUUCUAGCAUUAUUUUUGUUCUCUGUGUCAGGUCAUGUUUCUGCCGCAUACUUCAUUAUUGAUCUGAUGACUUUUUUGUAAAUUCUGCCUUACAUUUCUUUCGCGAUAAUUUUAUUUCUUCAUAUUGUUUCAUUCGUUUGAUCUUCCACUUCUGUUUCGAGCUUUCCGAUGCUAGGUAGUGUGAUGCUUAGAUAUUUAAACUCCAUCACUUGUUAUAUUAUCUGAUCCUACAGCUCUAAUUUAGAUCUUAGUAGAUUUUAUGUUAUAACCUUGCAUUUUAUCUUUUUUGGGGAAAUUAACAUGUUAAAUUUUCUGGCGAUUAUGUUAAAUUGGUCUAGCAUACGUCGUAAACCAUAUUCACUUUGCUAGAUUAGUAUUGUGACGUCUGUAUAGAAUAUUUUUUUGUUUUUCUACCAUUUCGUAUUCUUUUUUUUAUUAUUAUUUCAUCCAGAUCAGUUUGAACAAUAGGACUUUUCAUCGAUUGUCAUUUGUUUCGAGCUUCUGUCAUAUGUUCUAUAAUCUGUGUAUAAUAUUAAUAUACACGGAGUAUACGACAUAUGACAGAAGCUCGAAACAAAUGACUGUGAAUGAAAAGCCCUAUAGAGGACUCAGGGAAUCCCUGUGUUGGAUCAGAUAACUCUUCUUUUACUUUUAUUGUAUUGUUUUGGUCGAUAUUUUUAUGAUCAUUUUGAUUAUUCCUACAUAGAUCUCCUGAUAGUGUCUAUCGUGCGUACAAUAAGUGGAUAAUAUCUUCUUAACGUCCAAGAGACAUAAAUAUGCCGGUUUGUUGUAUUGCCUCACUAUAAAUAUAGCGUCGGUACUUGAUAUACGCGUAUUCAGACUAUGUAUGUAUGUAUAGCGCUAACAGGUCUUUUAGUCCCAUUGCUGGAUGGAUAAUUUCCAUCGGUUUCUGUUCUUUGCUGUCUGCUUCCAAGCUCUGAUGCCCAAUUCACUGAGGUCUUCAAUUUCAAUUACUGCAUCUCUCCAUUUCCUUCUUGGUCUUCCUCUCUUUUUUUUGUCCCCCGGUGCUGUCCUACCAAUAUUCUUGACUUGUCUGCCUUCCUGCAUUCUUUCUAGAUGACCGAGCCAUCCUAGUCUGCGUUUUCUCACUAUUUUUGAUAUCAGCGGGUUAGCAUACAGUUACUACACUUAUUCGUUCGUUUGUCUUCUCCAUUCUCCCUCAACUACUUUUCCACCAAAUAUUCUGUGAAGUAUCUUUCUUUUCCAGGCUUCCAAUCUAUUAUGUACGGUUUUAUCCAUAAUCCACGUCUCUGCCCUGUAUAGCAUUGUAGGUCUAGUUAUUGUUUUGUAUACUUUUAUUUUUGUAUUACGUGAUAUUUCUUUAGCCUUAAUUAUUUUGUUCAUAGCCCCAGCGACCUCUUAGUCAUCCUUAACUAGAUUUCUGUUUCUUCCUUACAUGUCUGAUCGAUAAGUGUACCCAAAUACAAAUAUUCCUCCACCCUCUCAAAUUCUACCUCUGAUUCAUCCUCCACCUGUAACUUAAACUGUCCCAUGCUGCUUCCUUCUUUUUUCCUCGUAAUUUCCAAAUUUCCAUUUACUUGGAUUUAUUGAUAUUCACUUUCAGCCCGACCUUAGCGCUAGCCAGAAACAGUUUUGCCGUACUUGUCAGGUCUUCUUCACUUCGUGCAAUAAGAACCACAUCAUCAGCAUUCGCCAGACAUUGGUGUUCCUUGUAGAAAAGGGUUCCGGACCUAUUUAUCCCACUAUCCCUCGCAACUUUUUCCAGGGCUAUUUGAAUAACAAAGUGGACAAUGGGCCUCCUUGACGAACCUCCCUUUUUACUUAAAAUUCUUUUCAAACUGUACUAUUGUAUUUUACAGCACACAUGGUUUUUCUGUCAUUUUUACUAAUCUUAUUAUUUUUGUUGGUAAUGGGAACUCCUUUAGCGUUUCUAUUACUUUACUUCUGUCUAUUGUAUCGUAAGCAGCCUUGUAAUCAAUAAGCAGUACUUGCGCUGGAAUGUUGUAUUCGUUUCAAUUGAUCAGGGUUUGUUUCAACAUGUUUCCCUUACGAAAUCCUCCCUGAUAUUCUCCUAGGCUCUUUUCCACACCUAGUCGUUUUUUAACUAAUAUCGCAAGCACCUUGUACAUUAUCUGUAACAAGGAUAUUCCUCUAUAGUUUGCGCAUUCAGUUUUAUUUCUCUUUUUGUGUAUGAGCAUCAUAAUGGACUUGUUCUAAUCUUGGGGCAUUUCUUCAGCGUCCCAUAUUUCUACUAUUAGCUUACUAAUUUGUUUUCGUACGGCGGUCUCUCCUCCGUGUUUUAAGUUCUCUGCCAUAAUGCCACUCUCAUCAGGACUUUUGUGAUUUUUCAUAUCUUUAUUAUUUCUUCAAUUUCUUCCUUUGUGGGAUUUGGGAUUUCCUCUCUUCCUAUUUGAGGUUCAAGAACAGUAUAGUUUUCUUCAGUAGUCACUCCGUUAUUUAGCAGCUUCUCGAAAUAUUCUUUCCACCUUUCACAUAUUUGGUUUUCGUUCACUACCAGGUUUCCUUGCUUAUCUCUUACACUCGUGGUUCUUCCCUGGCACCCAGUUGUAGUUGUAGUAGUAGUUGUCAAUAUGCUUUACUUUAUCCUUCCAUAUACUUUCUUUUCCGUGCCCUUAAAAUUUUCUUUACGUUCCUUCGUUGUUCCGCAUAAUUUUCUAUGUCGCUUUGGUUUUGUGAUCGCAGACUUUUUAAUCUCCACUCUGAUCUUUUUUCCAGCUCUGUUUUACGCUUUUCACCGAACCAGUAUUUUUUUAAUUCUUUCAAGAGUUUUUGUUCUAUGUUCUCAGAUAUGAUAUACUAUAACAUUCAGAUUAUAAGCGGUAAUAAUAAACACAACAUAUUACCGUUUCCACUAAACAGACUCGAGUUUGAAAAUACGUGGAAACCCUACAAAACUCAAACUGUUAUCUGUAUUCUUUUAUAUUUUCUAGUUUGAUGAUUUCAGACUAUGAGAUUUUUAGUUGCUAUGAGACAGUGGCGGAUACAAAAAAACUUAAGAGGAGGGGACGCUAAAGAUAUCUUGAGCUACCUUUACUUUUAUCCUAAUAAAAAAAAUAAUCAAGUCACAUGCAAAGUUUAAAAAAGCUUUUAAACUGAAUACACAUUUACAAAACAAUGUCAUCUUAUGAUAUAAAAAGUACUUUUUUGUAUCAGCGCUGUCAGCGCAAAUAAGUCACUGAAAGGAUAUAUUAGUGUUUUUAGUAAAUGUAUUAUUUAUUAUAAUUUUUGUGUCUUUGGAUUUGUCUUCCUCGGGAAUAAGAUAUUUUAUAAUAAUAGUAAGUAUAUUUAAGUAUUUUUGUAUACUUCACUUGGCCUAUUAAAUUUGUCAGUAUGUAUGAGAAAUCUUGUAACCUGUCAAAACAAAGGGAAUAUGAGCAGGGGUAGAGCGUGUGACCGGAGAUCGAGAGGUCCCGGGUUCAAAUCCCGGACGAUUCAUAUUCUUUUUUUUUUAAUUUUUGGUAUAUUUUUAAUAAAAGUUUUUUAAAAAUGGUAGGUAAGAAAGUUAGUUUAAUAUUUAAAUAAAAUACAAAUAACCUGUUAAGUAUAUUUCUUUGAAAUUAUAUAAUAGAAGUAUAACUUCUUACGUGCGUACAAAGUACACACACAUUCUUUUUUUGUGUGCACUAUUGUAUAUACGUAAGUGAGGUUCAAUCAACCUAUUUUUGACCCCAGAAUCUGUGGUAUAAGUUAUAACCAAUCUUUUCGGGACACCCUGUAUAUUGUAUAAUAAUUAUAUUAUAAUUACACGACAAUAUUUUUAAAUGUAUUUUCUUAUGUACAGUCGGAAAAAUGAAAGAUUACCCAUGAACGAUCACAUCAAGCACUUAUUUUGUAUUUGCAGUCUUUUUCUAUAAACAACAAACGUUUGAUAUAGAAAAAGACAGCAAAUACAAAAUAAGUGAUUGAUGUGAUCGUUCAUGGGUAAUCUUUCAUUUUUCCGACUGUAUACGCUCUGAGCUUCGCUGGUGUCGCUCCUAGCGGUUACUAAUUCAACUUUCACCGGUAAUUUUUAAAUUUAUUAUUUAAUUGUUAUCGUAAUUAAAAGCUAUAAUAAAAGCGUAAUAAAAAGUUAUCGUAAAGCUAAAAAGUAAUUAAAUUAUAAUAUAUUUUUUUAAGAUUUUGCUAAUCAUUUUGACGUUCUAUUGAUGAAAUAUUAAUUUCUUACUUCGGAUACUUUCACAAUUAUCAUGUAGAUGGCGCCAAGAUUAAUUUAUAAUUACAUAUUACACAACAUUAAAAAACGCAAUUUAAAACGUAAGUAUAUUUAAGGUAAAAAUAUAAACCACAGCUUUGAUCAACUAAUAUUUUUUAUAAUUAAUGUUUUUAAUUUUAAUUUAAAAUUAAUCACUUUGACAUUUAUGUCAAAUUUCCGGUAAACGUUUACAGACUUGUCACUACUGGCGCUCACGAAUUUAUAAAUAUCCCCUCUACGUACGAGCUCACAGCGUAUAUAAAAUGUAUAUUUAUGUAAUGUAUAUAAAAUAAUAAAAGUAUGUUUAUUUUAUAUUAA
Molecule: messenger RNA, 7811 nt
Organism: Diabrotica virgifera virgifera (western corn rootworm)
Lineage: Eukaryota; Metazoa; Arthropoda; Insecta; Coleoptera; Chrysomelidae
Gene: Tert
Exons: 5
Coding region: 410-2221 (603 amino acids)
Biological process (GO): telomere maintenance via telomerase
Cellular component (GO): telomerase catalytic core complex
Molecular function (GO): telomeric repeat DNA binding; telomerase RNA binding
Source: RefSeq, a predicted model, not a curated record